This is a messenger RNA of Coregonus clupeaformis (lake whitefish), 4067 nucleotides long. RefSeq names its product Wilms tumor protein 1-interacting protein homolog. Gene Ontology annotation, cellular component: transcription regulator complex; adherens junction; nucleus. Lineage: Eukaryota; Metazoa; Chordata; Actinopteri; Salmoniformes; Salmonidae. The record is from RefSeq and is a predicted model, not a curated record. Gene Ontology annotation, molecular function: transcription corepressor activity. Gene Ontology annotation, biological process: positive regulation of miRNA-mediated gene silencing; regulation of DNA-templated transcription; cytoskeleton organization.
UGACAAGGGAAAAUUCCUCCGCGCAGCGCGCCAUUGACUGUAAAGACCUUUCAACUUAACAAAAACUGAAGUUGACAAACGUAUCCUCACGUUGAAACUUUGUGAUAAGGGUUUAUGUUUUCGAAGAUGAAGAUCAUGCACUGCUCCGAGAUUUCCAAGCACACUGGCGGUUCAGCAAACAGGCGACGAUUCCUGGAUUGAGCCUGCGUUUUGUUAUGAUUUCCAAGUGAAAUGCAAUUACUGCUAUCUCUCACUCGGUAGUCGGCUUGUGGACUAGUGCGCUCUUUCUCUGAAUUUGUUCCUCGCCUCUGGAGCAAACCAUGGAUCACUAUGAGGAAGAUUUGGGACUCCGGGCGAGUAAAUUAAUGGAGGACCUUUCCUUAUAUGAAGCAUACAAGGAUGGGAUGUACAGUUCAAGGAGGGACAUGGUUAUCAACCCCGAUUUGGAUUUUUCGUCUCCAACGAUACACGAGCAGAAAAGUAAGACAAUGAAUGGCAACUCUGCGCCUCACCAACAGAUACACACCGUUGAGAAUUACAUGUCUGGGAAUAAAGACACUGCGGCUCCCGUGCGCCCCGUGAAUGGCAACAGAGCCGUUCCUGUGGAUUAUUGCACCCCUCAAAGAGACAUAGUUUAUCCUAAUGAAGAUAGCUAUUGCACCAAAUCCGAAAUUGCUUUGCCGUGUUAUAGCGGCGCGUCCGAGCGGCACAGGAGGUACUCCUUGGAGGUGCAGGGGCAUAGGUACAGCACUGGUAGCGCGUACGAUGGAGUGGUUUUGAACAAGCCAGUACCGCCACCUGGCAACAGAUGCAACAGUAUCUGUGUUACCACCAACCACGACGGCAGAUACAAUGCAACCAGCCCGCGGUCCAGUUUCGCAUCCUCCCUCUCCUCCCAGGAGCAAAGCAAACAUGCAAGCCCGAGGUCGAGCAUCAGUAGCCCGCGCACGAGUCUGGUGGUACCCGGGCAAGACAAGUACACGAGUCCCAGGUCCAGUCUGGUACACUGUGAAGGGAGCAGUGUCCUCAGCCCCCGGUCUAGCUAUGCAAGUACAGCCAGCGACACAAGUAAACAUUCCAGCCCAAGGGCCAGUCUGAACAGCUAUGACUGCUGCAGUAAGCCCAGCAGUAACCGCACCAGCGGCAUCAGUAUGGGCUACGACCAAAGGCACAUCAGCCCCAGGUCCAGCACAGCGAGCCAGUAUUCUUGUACCACCAGUCCACGCUCUAGCUAUUCUGAUUCGCGUUACAUGCCUGUGGGGAACCAUGAUCUGGAGGGUGCGGUUUUGCAUGGCAUGCCGGUGGCUAGUCCUCGGUCAAGCAUCUGCAGCCAGGACGGGUGCGCAAGACCCGGGACAAUAGCUAACUGCGUCGUUAGUCCCCGGUCCAGUAUCUCCAGUCACAGUUCCAGAAGUUCCCGGAGCUCCAGGGGAUCUAUGAGCACCUACCCGGAUCUCCAACUGCCUUCACCCAGGUCCUCAAUGCUGGGGACUGGUUUGCAGGAGGACAUACUAACUCACGAUUGUGGAGAUACCAACGGUGUCCAUAAUCGUAUCCAUCUCCAAGCGCUCUCGGGGAUGCCAGAAGCCCAGCCACAGCAUGCACCACAACAGUCAACCCAGGCAGGGAUGAAUACAGAGGUGACCGCUGGAUCACCAUCAUCUUCUUAUGGGCUCCAUACGAAAACUCCAGCCUCAGGGCAGAGGUUUAAACUACCUUACCAGGUGACCCCAUGCCGGGAAAGUGGCCCAAGCCAAGCAGAAAGGAGUCUGGAAGCACUCACCUUGGAGCUGGAGAAGGAGUUAGAAAUGCACAUGAAAAAAGAAUACUUUGGUAUCUGUAUCAAGUGUGGGAAGGGUGUGUAUGGGGCCAGCCAAGCCUGUCAGGCCAUGGGGAAUCUGUACCAUACCAACUGCUUCACCUGUUGCUCCUGUGGAAGGAGGCUGAGAGGGAAAGCUUUCUACAAUGUCAACGGCAGGGUCUACUGUGAAGAGGACUUCCUGUACUCUGGUUUUCAGCAGACGGCAGAGAAGUGCUUUGUGUGUGGUCACCUCAUCAUGGAAAUGAUCCUGCAGGCACUGGGCAAGUCCUACCACCCUGGCUGCUUCCGCUGUGUGGUCUGUACAGAGGGUCUGGACGGAGUGCCUUUCACUGUGGACGUGGAGAACAACAUCUACUGUGUCAAAGACUACCACACGGUCUUUGCCCCAAAAUGUGCCUCAUGCAACCAGCCCAUCCUCCCUGCUCAGGGCUCUGAGGAGACCAUCCGGGUGGUGUCCAUGGACAAGGACUACCAUGUGGAGUGCUAUCACUGCGAGGACUGUGGCCUCCAGCUAAACGACGAGGAGGGUCACCGCUGUUACCCCCUGGAGGGCCACCUGCUCUGUCACGGCUGCCACAUCCGCAGGCUCAAGGUCCCGGUGCCCGCCCACCCGCCCCCCAGCUACCCACUACACGUCACUGAGCUAUGAGAGAGCAGGGGCGGCGAGGAUCCAACCCCAGCCAACCCCAAGCCACCGCUGACCCGCCUCCCAGGUGACUUGAGACAACAUAGCAGAAAGAAGAAGGAAUCCCCCGCCCACGGAAUCCCGGAACUUCGGAACCUCUUCUUGCAUGACAGAACAGAACAGAGAGAUCCUGGGAGUCUUCGCUCUCUACUGGCCGGCCGUGCCCUGGGGAGAGGAGAUAGAUACGAGGCCAUGGACAAGUCACAAGACCGGGCUGGGAGAGAGUCCACGUCCCUCUCUCUCUCUCUUCCAUCAGUUUUUUUCUCCCUCCUUCCUCCUUUUGGUCUGUGAACAGUGAAGCGGGCUGAGGCCCCAGCCCACCCAGAGGCCCUGGCUGACGUCAGCACCGUGACCCCUGCACAUUCAUCACAGUGGGGCCUGGCCUGGAUGGAGGGAGGAGGCCACUCUCUCUCUAUCCCUCUCUCCAGCGCUCUCUUUUUUCCUCUCCUUCUGUUUUCUUCAUUCCUUUGCGCUGAAGCCGUGUGCCAUGAUGCAUUUACUGCUCCUCUGUCCAUGAGAGAGAGAGAGCUGGACAUCAUCUCUGCCAGGAGGCUGGGAGGCCGUGAAACAGGCUGCUACAUAACAUUCCAGCACUGUCUGGCAGGGUUAGAGGGUUGGACAUGCUGUGCCUUCAGAGUGGCCUUCCACUGAGAAACCUCACCGCACGGUGCCAGUGACAGUGCCACAGUCCAGCUAGCUACGGCUCCUUUUGGCUAUGCAAGGGUACAGAGUCUACCAGCAACAACCGAGAGCCUUCAUGUGACUCUGUGACACACUCCCCUGUACCAUCCCCUUGCUCCAGUGCUCCUUGGCAAAGCGGAUGUUGGUGGCACAGCAUGCCCUGUCAGUAGCCAGUAGCCACAGCGCUAGCCUGGGCUGGCACUCAUUCCACUUAGCAGUCUUAGAAGACGUGACCUCGAGAGAUUCACAAGCAGUGUCUUAACGAUUAUAUAACGAGAAAAAAAGUUUGAAGCACAUAGAUUGUCUUUUAUACAUGCCUAUAUAUUUUGCAGACAUUUUCCGCAAGAUUCUAGAAGCGUAGUCUCUUUUUUUGCUGCAUUAUUAUUAGCAAAUGGAAUCGGAGGCCAAACGAGCUGUAACAGUCUUAACAGUCCUCUGAAGGGUAUUAGUCCGUUGUUUCAGGUCCUAGAGGCCUCUGUGUUGUCGGUCUGCUUGGUCAUGCGAUCCAAAGACCUGUUAGUGACACUGGCUCUUAAUUAACAUGUACAGUUCCACACACUGGUUAUUUGACCCAUAUGGUAGCACUGAGUGAGUGAGUGUCUGACCAUCGAGAGUCCCCACAUAUCCUCCUCAUGCACACGUUACUGUGUCAUACCUACUGGUUGAUCAGAUUGUCUGGUUGGUUGUGGGAGUUGCUGGUCCAACCCGUGUCUCUGGGGAAUCCAUCCCCCGUGUUUUCCCUCGCUGGUUGUGCCGUUGUGUGUGUCUCUGUGUGUGUCUAUAGACACUGUAGUCUGUUGGUCUAUAGACACUGAGUGUACAAAACAUUAAGAACUGCUCUUUCCAUGACAUAGACUGACCAGGUGAAUCCAGGUGAUG